AUGAUCUUCCCUUCCUUGAUCGUACUUCCUCCUGAUUUUUCUUCAUUAUCAAUCACUUACACUGCGGUGAAUAAAGAAUUGAUAUUUAUUCUGAGACUACUAUAUUUACACUUCAAAAUGGACAGUGCUGCUAAUGCUGCAAUGAAUGCCAAAAUGGCUGCCAACAAUGCUGCUAACAGAGCUAUGCAUGGUGCUAUGGCUGCUAACAAAGCUGCCAACAGGGAGAUGUUCUCUGCAAUGCAAGGGGCUGGUCAAAGUAGUGGAGGUGGAGGUCUUGGUUCAAUUGGUGUUCCAGUUGCUGGUGCUGCCUUGGGGUUUAUGUUUCCUGGUAGUUCUUUAGUCUAUUAUGGGUGUAUGGCUGCUACUGCCUAUUCUUUUGCUGGUUGGUUUUUCUGA
Molecule: messenger RNA, 396 nt
Organism: Hansenula anomala
Lineage: Eukaryota; Fungi; Ascomycota; Saccharomycetes; Phaffomycetales; Wickerhamomycetaceae
Exons: 1
Coding region: 1-396 (131 amino acids)
Source: RefSeq, a predicted model, not a curated record